Messenger RNA from Sceloporus undulatus (fence lizard), 2857 nucleotides. It is a transcript of the gene C4H8orf34, whose product is annotated as chromosome 4 C8orf34 homolog. The record is from RefSeq and is a predicted model, not a curated record. Bases 58 to 1782 code for a protein of 574 amino acids. The transcript is spliced from 12 exons. NCBI's taxonomy places the organism in Eukaryota, Metazoa, Chordata, Lepidosauria, Squamata, Phrynosomatidae.
AGCAGCCUGCCUUGUCUCUCUCUCUCUCUCUCUCUCUCUCUCUCGCUGGUUCUUCUGAUGGCGGCGUCUCAGCAGCAGAACCGGAUCCAGGGCUACCUGGAGAGGAACAAGAUCGGGCCCCUCUUCGAGGAAUUGAUGACCAAGCUGAUAACAGAGACUCCUGAGCAUCCAAUCCCAUUUCUGAUUGACCACCUUCAGUCCAAACAAGGUGGUCAUAGCCAGCUUCAGAGGACAUUGUCUGGAUCUGCUGCUCUGUGGGCGGAAAGUGAAACUUCAGAAAACAAGGGAACAAGAAGGGAUUUGAGAAGCUAUGAUAAACCCUGGCAGACAAAUGCAAAGAAGCCUAAAAAGUCAAAGAGUGACCUUGCUGUAUCCAACAUUUCUCCUCCAUCACCAGAAUCGAAAUCAUGUAAGAAACUUAAGAAACUGAUGCCAGGAUCAAUAGAAAAUCCCAAAUGGGACUGGAGGUCAAAAUCAGAGCAUCGUGAUUUUGAUGAAUUAAAUCAUAUUCUUCAAGAAAGUAAGAAGCUGGGAAAAGCCCUGGAGAAUCUUUCUCGAAAGAAACAGGAAAAUCAAGGAGGAAAUUCUUUCUCUUCUAGUUUAAAGAUGGAACCAAAGACCAAAGGACUGAAACAUCAGCAGCAGCAACAUAAGAAACUACUAGCUGCUAUGCUUUCCCAGGAUUCAUUUGAUUCUGUACAAAGCACAGCUCCUUCAGUGACAGAAGAAGAUAUUGACAACGAGGAUGAUGCAAUGGAACUGCUGGAAGAUCUUGAUGAUUUAAGAAUGGAAGGGGUAACCAGUGUCAUUUCUUCUGGGAGCAAAUUUAAUCAAACACGAAGUACACAUACCACUGAACCACAAGCCAAGGUCAUAUUGAACAUCUGUGCAAGAUGUGCCAGACUUCAAGGAAAUAAUCUGGCAGAAAGAACAGAAGAUGUGUCUGUUUCCUCUCAGACCCUUGAGCAGGACAUAUCAGAAUCUGUUGUGCUUGGAGCAGAAAUCUCAAUGGAAAGCAGUGAUGAAUUGGAGAAUGUACCCCAAGCAGUCAAGCAGACUCAACCAGUUUGGGAUCUAGAUGUUAUGGGUUCCAGCAGUGGUGAUUCUCCAACCCAGAAACUGUUGAAAGAUUCUUUGGCUGCAAAAGAACUGCAAACCAUGGAAAAACAUCUGGCUGACAUUGCAAAGGACCUAGCACUGUGGGAAGAAGGAAGACUGUCAAGGAAUAUGAGUAACCCACAAACUAAUUUAGUUGCAUUAGAUCAUCAAGGAAAUUUUAAAGUUACACCAAGCCAGGAUGCAGGACCUCAAGUGCCAAUUCUUACUGGGAAAGAUAUUCAGCUUCAGCUUCAAAGAAACAAAUCACCACCAUUACCCAUUAACAAUAGACUACAGGUCUCCAGUGUCACAACCAGUAGGCCUCAAUCUCCCAGUACACAGACAACCAGAUCUUCUGUGCUGCCAAAUCCAGCAAACAGGGCUGCAACCCCAAAUGCUUUACUACAAAGACCUCUUUCCCCUAGCAACCAAGGAAACAAGGAAGGAAUUAUUAGUAUGCAAAGAAGCCGGUCUUUGAUAUCAAAGAACCAACUUGGGAGGACCGUCACCACUCACACAGGGCUCCUUGAAACAACUGGAGACGCUCUAGGAAAUGUCACUCAACGAAGCAGCUUGUCUGAAGAUGAAUUCCUGAAACAACAUCAGCUUGCUCACCCGCCAUGGAUUUUGCCAAGUGAUACUGAAAGUGAAGGAGUGGAGUCAGUUCCAGAUAAGUGUUUGUGAACAUCAUCAGUGGAAAAAAGAACAAGAAUACUUUCUCACAAGAUUAGUCCCUGGCAGUUGGAAAUACAUCUUUACUUACUCUGUAUAAUAAAAUCUUAUUUUUAUAAAUUCAGUAAAAUGUAAGUAGAUUUUAAUGUGUAGCUGCUAAAAUGCACUGAAUUCCACAUCUUACUGUGGUACAGUGGCCUUAGGUAAAGAUGGUUAACAAUUACUUUUUACUAUGUAGCCCUAUGUAUAUUGUUUAAUUUAUCCCCCCCCCCAUCCCUUAUUUUGAAUUUACAUUUGAUAUAUUAAACUUUGCCAGGUAAAAAUAAAAUGCCCUUAAACAUAUGAUGUAUUUAGGAUUACUGAUGAUUUCUACUUCUAUUUUUCUAAACUUUUCUCAUUUUCAAGUCAAUAAACUUCUAAAGUAUUUAGCCUUAUCUGCUGGGAUGUAAAUAUAAUAGUAAACCACAGAUUGAAGACUAUUCAUUCAUAAUUAUUACAGAAGAUGUCUGAGACAAUAGAAGGUAAUGAAUGGGCUCUGUGUGUGUGUGUGUGUGUGUGUGUGUGUGUGUGUAUUCAAGUGUAUAUGUGCAUAUAAGCAUAAAUAGCAGGAAUUGGUAGUAUAAUAUUAAUUUUAUUGCAUUCCAGUUAAAUCUUUUACAACAUAGACUUCUAAGUUAACUCUAAUGUGGAGUGCAGCAUGCAUAAUUGAACUCUACUGAUUUCAUCUAUGAUAUUAUUUACUUAUAUCCUAAAUGGCUGAAGCAUUUGACAAAUCAUUGUACAAAUUUAUAUGUAUUUUAAAAAAGUUGACUGUCCUGGGUUUGGAUAUGAAAUUUGUACAAAGAUUUCCAAUACAGGUGUUGUCAGAAUAAUCAUAUUUGCAAUACUUGUUUACAUAUUUAACUGCAGGUAUAACCCGUUGAAAUGAAUGGGCCUUAAUCUGAAUAGACAGGGAUAGGACUGCACUAUUAAUCUAUUAAGGAUGGGUUUGGCAUAGUGCCUUCUUUUCUCUUUCAAUUCUGUUGCUCAGCUAUGACUUCAUUUAAAAAAAUGCUUGUUGUUGUUAAAAUAGAUAAACACUGUCAGG